AUGACUUUCCCUGUCUCCCUAGAACCAUCUCGCAAACGACAGAAGCCUGACUAUCUCAACCAACUACGACCUCCAUCGAAAAGGCUGAAUCUCGGCCAGCCCACUUCAGCAUAUUGGGAUAAUUUGUCGAAGAUCUGGUUAACGAAGGACGCUCUCGAGGAGUUGGAUCGAAGAAACAGGGCUUCUGGCAGCGUGCCAGAGUCAACAUUUAUCCCCCACCGGCCGCUCACUCGACAGUUGCAGGCGAGUCUUAAGCGUCGUUACCAGACACUUGCCCCCGACCCCUUAAUCAACUACAAGCCCGAGAGCCUGAGCAAGAUCAAAAGGCUCUCCAGACAGGGCGGACCUGACCUGUCUGACCUUCGGAAUUUCCCAGAUCCGCAUAUCCCUUGUUGUCAGUCAAUGAGCACCAAUAGUUCAGGCCGCCAGAAGCGACGCGCGGGAACUCCUCCAGCUAGCGACAAUAGCAACAAUAAGUCCACAAAGACUACAAGCACCACCGCCUAUAACCGGAACUUUGAGCAGAAGUUGAUUGACUAUGGCGUUUACCCCAAGGGCUACGAGUAUCCAGAUGGUCGAGUACCUGCAAAGCCAAAGAAUUGGGACGAGAUAAAUGAAAGAUUGGCCCAACCACGACCCUCCCUCUCACCCUCCAAAUUUUCUGAAAGGGAGUUUGAGAAAUUUGAACGAGCAGACACCAACGCAUCCAAAGAGAAGCCUGUGGCAACUUCUGUCAUGCCAACUAUUGAUGGCGAUAUUGGUGACCCCAAAUGUGUUGGAGGGGACUACCCAUUCGGAAACCUUGCUCCUCUAACAGAUGGAACACUGGCAAAGGCAAAACCGGAUCACUUCUUUGGCGCUCGCCCUGAGCAACUUGACCCUGAAAUCCGCGAUAAGCUUAGCGAGUUCAUUCUACCAUCGACGCAGAGCUCCCUCCCAAUGGCUCCGAACUUUUUUCUUGAGACUAAAGGUCCCGAUGGAUCCCUUGCUGUUGCCACUCGGAAAGCCUGUUACCAUGGCGCGCUGGGCGCUCGAGGAAUACGCAAGCUUCAGUCGUACAAGCAAGAUGAGCCGUCUAACGACAAUAAUGCCUACACGAUAACGUCAACUUAUCAUGGUGGUACACUCAAGCUCUACACAACACAUCCCACCGCUCCCCGAGAGAGUGACGGCCGUCCUGAAUACAUUAUGACUCAAUUAAAUGCUUGGAGUAUGGUUGGGAAUGCAGAUGGCUUUCGGCAUGGGGCAUCCGCGUAUCGGAAUGCACGGGAUUGGGCAAAAGAACAGCGGGACGAUCUUAUCAAAUCUGUGAACGAGAGACACAGGCAAGCUCGAUCCGAACUUCUGUCUACGUCUGAACGCGAGGCAACCUCAGAGCCAACUGUCAUCCAAGAGGACUCUGAUACAUCAGCCACGUCUGAUGAAGCUGAGUUCCAUGAUGCCGCGUGGAGCUUUGCACAGCCAAAUGACAGCGUCGAGGAUCCUCAGGGUUCAAAUAAACAAACUAAAAGAGCAAGAACCCGAGCCAACAGUGCUAGCAAGUCUCUCCCCAAUUAG
This is a messenger RNA of Arthroderma uncinatum, 1557 nucleotides long. RefSeq lists its product as uncharacterized. The coding region runs from base 1 to 1557 and encodes 518 amino acids. The transcript is spliced from 2 exons. The record is from RefSeq and is a predicted model, not a curated record. NCBI's taxonomy places the organism in Eukaryota, Fungi, Ascomycota, Eurotiomycetes, Onygenales, Arthrodermataceae.